Molecule: messenger RNA, 1054 nt
Organism: Pseudopipra pipra
Lineage: Eukaryota; Metazoa; Chordata; Aves; Passeriformes; Pipridae
Product: olfactory receptor 14J1-like
Exons: 1
Biological process (GO): G protein-coupled receptor signaling pathway
Cellular component (GO): membrane
Molecular function (GO): olfactory receptor activity; odorant binding; G protein-coupled receptor activity
Source: RefSeq, a predicted model, not a curated record
CUCCUGGCAUUUGCAGACAGGCGAGAGCUGCAGCUCCUGCACUUCUGGCUCUUCCUGGCCAUCUCCCUGGCUUCCCUCCUGGCCAACGCCCUCAUCCUCAGUGCUGUAGCCUGUGACCACCACCUGCACACCCCCAUGGGCUUCUUCCUGCUCAACCUCUCCCUCACAGACCUGGGCUGCAUCUGCACCACUGUCCCCAAAGCCAUGCACAACUCCCUCUGGGACACCACAACCAUCUCCUACAUGGGAUGUGCUGCACAGCUCUUUUUCUUUGCCUUUUUCAUCUCAGCAGAGUUUUCCCUCCUCACCAUCAUGUGCUACGACCGCUACAUUGCCAUCUGCAAACCCCUGCACUACGGGACCCUCCUGGGCAGCAGAGCUUGUGCCCACAUGGCAGCAGCUGCCUGGGCUGCUGGGUUUCUCUAUUCUGUGCUGCACACAGCCAAUACAUUUUCCCUGCCCCUGUGCCAGGGCAAUGCCCUGGGCCAGUUCUUCUGUGAAAUCCCACACAUCCUCAAGCUCUCCUGCUCACACUCAGGCUACCUCAGGGAAAUUUGGCUUCUUGUGGUUGGUGCCUGUUUCGUGUUUGGCUGUUUUGUUUUCAUUGUUUUCUCCUAUGUGCAGAUCUUCAGGGCAGUGCUGAGGAUCCCCUCUCAGCAGGGACGGCACAAAGCCUUUUCCACGUGCCUCCCUCACCUGGCCGUGGUCUCCCUGUUCCUCAGCACUGGCACAUUUGCCUACCUGAAGCCCCCUUCCAACUCCUCCCCAUCCCUAGAUCUGGUGGUGUCAGUUCUGUACUCGGUGGUCCCUCCAGCACUGAACCCCCUCAUCUACAGCCUGAGGAACCAGGAGCUCAAGGAUGCCCUGAGAAAAAUGAUGGCUGGAUGCUUUUCAGGAGCAAUAAAGCACCAGUUUUCUGGUGUGUAGCAUUCAGAAUGGGACUCCUUAAUGACCCAGCCUUCCUGCUCAGGUUUGUCGUGGAGGUCAUCAGGUUCUUCUUGCAAUAAUUUUCUGUGCAAUUAAACAUUGUUAUGCAUCUGCCUUCUAAUUUACU